This is a messenger RNA of Penaeus monodon (black tiger shrimp), 1174 nucleotides long. RefSeq lists its product as uncharacterized. Lineage: Eukaryota; Metazoa; Arthropoda; Malacostraca; Decapoda; Penaeidae. The transcript has 5 exons. Gene Ontology annotation, cellular component: plasma membrane. The record is from RefSeq and is a predicted model, not a curated record. Gene Ontology annotation, biological process: positive regulation of cytosolic calcium ion concentration; inflammatory response; adenylate cyclase-activating G protein-coupled receptor signaling pathway. Bases 497 to 1174 code for a protein of 225 amino acids.
UCCAGACUACAAAUAUAGAUCCCUUUUUUUAUAUAUAAAUCAAUCACAAACAAGCAUCGACACACAACAAACUUCCAUGAGCCACAAUACACGAACAAUUCAAACAACGCGUUUCAUAAGAAUUGCGGUAUUCUGGUCUUAUUAAAAAAAAAAAUCGUUAUUUCUUUGUUGCGUGUCUCGCUACCGUUCCCUUUGCACAUUUCCUUUGCUUUUCCCUUCAAUGCAUGGCUUUUUAGGGCUUAUAGUCUGUGGUUGUGAUUCCCUUCCGCAUCCUUACACUUGUACAAUAGAACAAAUACCAAUGUUUGAUGUAACGCUAAUCAACUAAUCCUUCUUGUAAAUGUAUAUAUAUAUUGAAAAAAAAAAUUAUACAUGUGUGCUGAUGAUGAAUGACUAUAUUUGUUGAAUAUGCUGUGCUGGUUCUAAUAAUGUGUGAAUUCUAUUUUUUUAAAUAUUUUUUUUUCCUCUACGAGAAACAUGGUGCUAAAUCUCUUUAAUGGUUCCAGGGUCCAGCCACCGACUCUCAUGUUUAGCGACCCUUCUGUGCCUCCGCCUGUGUCGCCAUCGCUGCCCCACCACCAAGUUCUGCGCCCCGCACCGCACCUCAAAACAGCGCGAACUCGAGAUGCAGAUGGCCAUCGUUCUUCUUGUGAUCACCAUCGUCUUCGUGCUUUCUUGGUCGCCCUUGGAUCUCCGUCUAUUUAUGAACCAAAUUUGGCCUCAUCGGACACGUGAGGAUCAUCUACAGGACCUCAUUUCUGUUCGUUUGACCUCCAUCAACCAAAUCAUCGACCCCUGGGCCUACAUCAUCUGCCGGAAGCUCUUCUCCUCCCGCGUGUGGCGCUGGGUGCGACUGCCUCUGCUCGGGAGGUCGUGGCUGCUGCGGAGAGAGAGCUCGAGCGUCUUGCAAGGCGGGGGGGGGUCGCGCAAGAAGGUGUCAGGACCUGACGGUGAGAAGAAGUGCUGCCGAAGACGUGGUGGUGGUGGUGGAGGAGGACCCCAGCGGGAGGGGGAUGCAUCUCCCCUCCCCCGGCCCCCCCGCCUUCCAAGACGAGCCAGGGAGACGAUCUCACGUCCAAGGAUGUGGUCGAGAUCUUCAAGGACUCGGGAACAGGAUCCAACAACACGCCGUCGACUCUUUGUAGUGACUCAGGAACGGGCAACUGUAACUUGA